AUUGUUUGUCAUGUCGUCGUUGGCUGAAAUCGCGUCGAGACCCGAAAACUUGGAGCUUCUUGCUGAAGGAAAAACCAAGCAAAUCUUUGAUAUUAAAGGAGAAAAGGAUUAUGUGCUCAUUCGUUCCAAAGAUAGCUUGACCGCAUUCAACGCUGUCCGUAAAAAUGAGCUUGAAGGAAAGUCUAGAAUCGCAAGUAAAACCACAUCAAACGUGUUUGAAUAUCUUCAACUUCUCGGUCUACCAACACACUUUGAAAAAAGCAUCUCUGAAACUGAAUUUGUCGCCCGUAAAUGCACCAUGAUUCCGAUUGAAUGGGUGGCACGACGUGUUGCGACAGGAUCCUUCUUGAAGAGAAAUCCUGGAGUUAAAGAGGGUUUCAGAUUUAAUGAUCUGAAAUUGGAGACAUUUUUCAAAGACGACGCUAAUGAUGAUCCACAAUGGACUGAUGAACAAAUUGUGUCGAAUGGUUUGAUGAUUGAUCAUUUGAAAAUUGGAAGAGAAGAGAUUUCAUUGAUGAAGAAGAUGACAAAGUUGGUGUUUAGAGCAUUGGAGAAAGGAUGGGCUCUUUCAAAUAGUGCUCUGAUUGAUAUGAAGAUCGAAUUCGGAGUCACAGUUGAAGGAGAAAUUCUCCUGGCCGACGUGAUUGACAAUGACUCGUGGAGAGUUUGGCCUGAAAAUGAUAGACGUCUGCAGUUGGAUAAGCAAGUUUACAGGGAUAUGAAGGAAGUGACAGAAGAGGGGUUGGCUCUCGUUUUGAAGAAUUAUACAAAGGUUAUGGAUAUCACUGCCACCUUCUCAAAACACCAGCAAAAAUGCCAUGUUCUUGUGAUCAUGGGAUCUGGUUCGGAUGGCGUAUUCGCACGGAAAAUCUCUGAUGAAGCCAAGAAAUUUGGACUGGAAACUACGCUGAAAGUAAGCUCAGCUCAUAAAACUACCUCGGACACUCUGGAAGUUAUCGCUGAUUUCGAAGAAAGUGGAGUUCCGACAGUUGUGAUUGCAGUAGCUGGAAGAUCCAAUGGACUCGGUCCAGUUAUUGCUGGAAACUCGUCUCUUCCGGUGAUCAACUGCCCGCCACCAAGUGAAUCAACGAGUCUUGACAUUUGGUCAUCACUCCGAAUGCCGAAUGGAAUCGGGUGUACUACAGUGUUGGACCCAUCGGAGGCCGCGCUUGCCGCCGCAAAAAUCCUCGCGUCUCACAAUCAUAUUGUGUUUGGAAAAGUGCUCACUGCACAGCUCAAGAAUCAAAUCAACAUUUACAACGCCAAUCGCAAACUUGAAUAGAUGCAGGACUGAAUUGAAAUCAGAUUUUUCAAAAACUUUCUUGUGUAAAUUAACUAAUUACUCAACGUUCACUUUUAUUUCAGCAUUCUUAUAUUAAAAACGAAAUGAAAUGUUUGAAUCUU
Messenger RNA from Caenorhabditis elegans, 1404 nucleotides. RefSeq names its product Phosphoribosylaminoimidazole-succinocarboxamide synthase (gene paic-1). Lineage: Eukaryota; Metazoa; Nematoda; Chromadorea; Rhabditida; Rhabditidae. Gene Ontology annotation, biological process: purine nucleotide biosynthetic process; 'de novo' IMP biosynthetic process. The transcript has 6 exons. The coding region runs from base 11 to 1282 and encodes 423 amino acids. The record is from RefSeq and is marked reviewed. Gene Ontology annotation, molecular function: phosphoribosylaminoimidazolesuccinocarboxamide synthase activity; phosphoribosylaminoimidazole carboxylase activity.